This is a messenger RNA of Prorocentrum cordatum, 1291 nucleotides long. Lineage: Eukaryota; Dinophyceae; Prorocentrales; Prorocentraceae. The record is from the annotation of a GenBank genome assembly.
GAAGAUCUUAAGGUGAGGAAGGAGGUGGAGGAGUCUCCUGAUGUGGUGCAGCCUCGAGAUGUACUGCAGUCCUCGGAUGGUGUGCUGCAGCCGAUACUGGUUUCUGUCUCUAUUGACCCUGCGGUUCUGAAUGAGGAUUGGCAGGGAAAUCUUAAGACGGUGAUGGACGAUGAGGUCGAGCAUGUUCAGCCUGAUUCUGCGGUUGACGGGAGCUCUUCAGUAACUAACAACAACAGCAAAAACUCGGAAGUGGUUUCUGUUUCUGUUGACCCAGAUGUUCUGAAAGAGGAGUCGCAUGGUGAGGAGUUGCAGGGUGAGGAGUUGCAGAAUGAGGAGUUGCGGAAUGAGCAGUUGCAUUAUUCUCAUCAUAAAGAUUCUAUGGAGUUGCAUGAUGAGGAGUUGCAGGGUGAGGAGUUGCAGAAUGAGGAGUUGCGGAAUGAGCAGUUGCAUUAUUCUCAUCAUAAAGAUUCUAUGGCUUCACACCCUGGGAGUUCCACGACUGGGAGUCUAUCUAAUGCAGUUGUGAGUUCAGCAGUGACGGAGGACGAGUGUCAAGCUGCCAGGGACUGGGCCCUUGCCGGUGUCGAUGUCAGUGCUCUUUGGCGUGAGCUACACCGACUCCCGAGACGGGAGUUUCAGCGUAGGACUGAGGCUCUUCAUGCAUACAGGCUGCAAAUGGGAAUUGAAAGUUCCGAGGAGGAUGAUUCGCAACAAGGGGGUCCUCAGAGUUCUACUUCCAGGAGUGCAUUGACGCGGAGCGGCAAGAAGCAUCGGAAACGGCACAGAUGAUGCACAUGUGAUUGAUCCUGCACGCAUGUUUUGGUCUGCCCCCCCUCUCUUCCCCCCGCUGUUUCUGCCCCUGGGCUCGCUUUGGCUCUUUGGGUUCCUCUCGCUCUCCCGCUGGCUUUCCUUCCGCUCUCCGCUGGCAGGUCUCAUGAGUGGAUUUGUUACGCUCUCUUUGCUUACAUAUGAUUUUCAAUUCAUUCCUUUUUUUUUGUUGCAUUCACGUCAUGUUUCACGUGCAUGGUCUUUCAGUGGUGCUGAUACGGUAAUCGCUGUAUAAACCAGUGGUUACUGUAUGGUCUCUCACUGCUUCUUGCUUUGCUGUUUGUACAGCUCUGCAUCUUCUUACUUUUCUUAGUUGACUCUUAGUGGGAUUUACGCUCUUGGGCAUUGCUGUACAGCUUCGCUGUUAGUGCGCUCAGCGUUUGCUCUCAGGCUCUGUUCUGAGUUGCUUUGCGUUUCGGUCUGCCUCCGUGGAGGCUCGAAUCGACCGUCCGCAAAAGACCGC